This is a messenger RNA of Penicillium hordei, 2040 nucleotides long. RefSeq lists its product as uncharacterized. The record is from RefSeq and is a predicted model, not a curated record. NCBI's taxonomy places the organism in Eukaryota, Fungi, Ascomycota, Eurotiomycetes, Eurotiales, Aspergillaceae. The transcript has 3 exons. The coding region runs from base 1 to 2040 and encodes 679 amino acids.
AUGAAGGGGAUUGCUCUUCUUUCGCUUUUUGGGGCUGCAUUGGCUCACCCGGCGGGCCUUUGGUGGGGUACGGAUGUCUGCUACACCAGUCCGGACAAUACCGACAAUCAGUGCUCGGAUGUUCAGCAGAAAGGCUUUGACUUAUCUGAGUUGGCAAACGGUGACAAUUGGAGCUUUGAAGGCUUCAACUUUGUUGGCCUCGAGCCUAAAAAUGGCUGUCAAGGAUCUAGUUACGGGGGCACCUGUCUUGGUGGAAAGCUCUCUAGUGAGGAUGACUGGACAAUCAAGAUUUCCGCCACUGAUGCUCCAUUCUCAAUCCGAAACUUCCAUCUUUCAACUUCCCGGAGCACCGAUGUUUUCAUCAUCUACGAGAUGCCGGAUGGUUCUUCCUGUCAUCAUGUCGCUUUUAGCUCGUACAGGGGAACUGAUGUCGGGAAUGACCAGUGUGGCGGUGCUGUAUCAGUAGAGUUCACGCUUCCCCAAGAGAACAAGUUCGGCGAUUGUGAUAUCGAGAUCCAUUCGAUCGACUUUGACUGCUCUACUGGAUCCAAGUCGCCCGGCCCGAUUCUUGACCCCUCUCGCUCUCACUUGGCGCCUACCCCGAGCCCGACUGUUUCUCAUCCUCCUUUCCAUUUGCCCUCUACUACGCAGGAAGUUCCUACAAUUAGCCACUCUUCCCAGAAAAUGACGACUUCCACAAUCUGGACUACCGAGGAGCUUACUAUCACCAAAUGCGCACCCACUGUCACCAACUGCCCUGGUCAUUCAACUGUUUUAGUUACCUCUACAUAUCCACUGUCAACCACAGUCUGCUCGUCUACACCCGUGGAAACGAAAACUAGCAUAACCUCUCCUCAUGUUGUGCAUUCGGAUCCCCCGAGCUCGAUUGCUUCCUUACCUCAUUUCCAUUGGACCUCGUCUACUCCUGAGGAUCCUACGACUAGACCCUCUUCCUGGCAUAUGACUACUUCCACUGUCUGGACUACCGAGGAGAUCACCAUCACUAGAUGUGCACCAACUGCCACUAACUGUCCUGUUCAUUCGACUGUUUUGGUUGCCUCUACAUACCCAUUAUCAACGACAGUCUGCCCGUAUAAGCCCGCGGAAACCGACCCUAGCACAACCUCUCCUCAUCUUGUGCCCUCGCAUCCCCCGAUCACGAGCUCUAUCACUACCGCUACUGAGCCCAGCCCACCCGUUGUUACCGCUCCCUGCCCUAACCUGGUACCCAAAUGUAUCAACACAUGGCUCACUAUUCCGAAGUGCAACUCCAACAGCGAUGCUGCAUGCUUCUGCCCAUCUACCGAAUUCACGGACAAAGUUAGCGGGUGCAUUCGGGCCUGGAGUAGCUCCAAGAAGGAGAAAGAUUCCGCUCUUGCUUUCUUCGCUGGCAUUUGUGCCCCCUUCGUUCCGGAGAACCCUGCUAUUGUAGACAUCGCUACAACCUGCACUUCUUCCGACCCAGUUCUUAAGACCACUGCUGGCCCUAAAAUCACACCCAGCACACGUACCGUUGUUGCGACUGUUGGUGUACCUACAUCUGUCCCCCAGGCUCCUCGUACCGCCAUCAGCUGGGCUUCACACACGGCAACUGUUCCCCUCGUUGGGUUCAGCACGGUCACUUGUUCCUCUACAACAUCUGUGAAUCUGGUGGUUGUUACUACCACCAGUCCUCCUUCUGAAACUAGCCAUUUCGCGCACGUGUCGUCCUCGACGUUGACAACUAGCUGCAAAAUACGCCCCACCUCUAUUCUUACACCGACUGCCCCUAAGCCCACUGUGUCGUCCUCGACAUUGACAACCAGCUGCAAGACACACCCCACCUCUAUUCUUACACCGACUGCCCCUAAGCCCACUGUGUCGUCCUCGACAUUGACAACCAGCUGCAAGACACACCCCACCUCUAUUCUUACACCGACUGCCCUUAAGCCCACAGGAUCUAAGCCAACUGAAACUGUCGUUCUUGCCAAUGUUGGGUCAAAACUACAAACUUGCAGUUUCUGGGCUUUUGGCAUCGCCCUUAUGGCGCUCCUCUUUUAA